AUGUCCGAUCUGUUCGUGUCUACUCCGGGAGUUCGAAGAUCACCGACCCCAGGCGGCGCCACACCGUUCAAAAUCUGUUGCGCGGACGGCAAAGUUCGAUUGCCCGGAAUCGAAGAACCUCCCCCCGAGCUGCUCGCGCUUCUGACUGGCGAUGGCCCAGGUUAGUACACGUCGAUUCGUUCAACUUGCUAGAUUGAUUACAGCGGACUUACGGCCUUGCUGACUAUCCGUGAAACAGUUGAGAAGAUCUUCCAGCCCAGAUUCUAUUCCUGGCUCCGACGGAACGCAUAGAAGCCCGACGAGGAUUCAAUGGACCGCCUGAAAAAGUACGACGUCUAGACACAGCAUACCAACACAUUGUUCGUGUUACGUCACUCACCAAACAAUGACAGCCGCGGAAUUCAGCGGCUUAUCGAUACUGGGCUUCACUCCACGUCGUUUCGCGACCUUCCGCGACAUUCUAUGAGCCCGGUUAAAUUGACGCCCAGGCUUCUCCAUCUUUCUCCCUCCUGCCCUUCACACCUUACCCAUCGCACCCCAUCCCAUCGCCACUCAUGAAAGAAGCCCCAACACAACCAUCUUACAACGUCGCAGAUGGGAAACGAACAGCUCUGUCAGUCGAUGACGUCGAUCGACUUGCCGCAAUGUACGCGGAACAACGCACGACCGUCUCUUCCCUGAACGCCGACGGCCACGACGGAAGAGGAUUAGAUUACGAUGGGAGGUAAAGAAGGCAUAAGGGUUGCCAUAACGUACGGCAUGCCCUGGUGGCGUUGGUACGUGCACGCCAAGCGUCGUCUGUUUUGA
Messenger RNA from Microbotryum saponariae, 807 nucleotides. The record is from the annotation of a GenBank genome assembly. NCBI's taxonomy places the organism in Eukaryota, Fungi, Basidiomycota, Microbotryomycetes, Microbotryales, Microbotryaceae.